AUGGCUCCGCUUGCUGUGAAAAUCAAGCACGCAGGGAAAGUGCACGACGUGCAACUCAACCUCGAUCAGCCGCCCGCCGUCUUCAAGGAUGCUAUUUACCAAGUGACGGGGGUGCCACCCGAUCGUAUGAAGGUCAUGAUCAAAGGUGGGACUCUGAAGGAUGACACGGACUGGAGAAAAGUCGCACCAAAAGAGGGACAGACAUUCAUGGUAAUUGGUGCGGCUGGAGAGCUACCCAAACCUCCAGAGAGGCCCGUCGUAUUUCUCGAAGACAUGGAUGAUACCGAUCUCGCGAAAGCACUUUCACUUCCCGUUGGUCUGAGAAACUUGGGAAAUACUUGUUAUAUGAAUGCUACGCUACAGGCAUUGCGAGUAAUUCCCGAACUACAGACAGCUUUGCAGAGUGGCGCUCCUCCGGGGCUUCCAUCUGUGUUGAGCAACCUGUAUUCCCAGAUGUCACAGACAACCGACAGCGUUGUCCCUUCCAAUUUCCUCACCACAUUGCGCCAAACAUUCCCUCAAUUCGCAGAGCAAAGUAGGAAUGCGAAGGGCAUGUCUGGGAUGUUCACAAUGUAUGCGCAACAAGAUGCAGAAGAGUGUUGGGUACAGCUGACGAAUGCCCUCAGGGAAGUCCCGGGACUUCCGGGACCAUCGAAUACUUCGAUAUCGAAAAACUUUGUGGACCAGUACAUGACUUGCGAAACUCGACGAGAACUGAAAUGUGACGAGGCGCCUGAGGAGCAUUCUACCGUCUCAUUCGAGAAAGCUCUCAAGAUUGAAUGCAACAUCUCCAUUACGACAAAUUUCAUGCUGUCGGGCUUGAAGGAGGCUCUCGAUCAAAAAAUCGAGAAGACGUCGCCUUCGUUAGGCCGCAAUGCAACUUAUACUGCGACUUCACGAUUGUCUCGUCUACCAUCAUAUCUGACCGUCCACAUGGUACGCUUUGCCUGGAGAAGCGAUAUCGCCAUAGUCAUUGUUCUCUUCCUGCCACAGCGAAGGGUCAAAUUCCCGUCCGAUUUUGAUGCUCUUGACUUGGUCACGGACGAACUUAGAGAGAAAAUCAUGCCACUCGCAACGAAGCUCAAACAAAUUGAAGGCGACCGCUCUGACAGGCAGUCCGUACGCAAACGCGCGAAGGCAAAGCAGCAGGCUGCGCAAGCAACCCCCGUCCCUCCGGCGGCGGGGUCGUCAGCUGGGACCGGUGAGGCUGAUACCAUGGAGGUUGAUGCUCCCAAUACUGUGGAACUGGAGCCAGAGUCGACCUACAGAGAGAGGGAGCUGAAGGAGCUCGAGGAGCUAAUUAACCCUGAUUUGCGGGCAGACGUAGGCAGCAGCGUCAGUGGUCAGUAUGAGCUGAUAGCAAUCGUCACGCACAAGGGUGCUGCCGCUGACUCGGGCCACUACAUGGGUUUUGUGAAGAAAGGUGCAAUCCGGACUACGGCUUUGGGCGAUGCACAAGAUGAUGACGACGACUGGUACAAGUUCGAUGAUGACAAGGUGUCGAUUUUCCCGAAAGACAAGCUUUCUACGUUGGAAGGCGGUGGAGAGGAUUCAUCUGCGUAUGUGUUAUUGUACAAGACGAAACCCCUUGCGUGA
Molecule: messenger RNA, 1596 nt
Organism: Fibroporia radiculosa
Lineage: Eukaryota; Fungi; Basidiomycota; Agaricomycetes; Polyporales; Fibroporiaceae
Exons: 11
Coding region: 1-1596 (531 amino acids)
Biological process (GO): protein deubiquitination; proteasome-mediated ubiquitin-dependent protein catabolic process; regulation of proteasomal protein catabolic process
Molecular function (GO): cysteine-type deubiquitinase activity; proteasome binding; protein binding
Source: RefSeq, a predicted model, not a curated record